CCAUUAAAUUAACUUCUUUCAAAAAAAAGUAAAAAAACUCAUAUUUAUGCUUGGAGAACUGGAAAUCAAGAAUCGCAUUGCUCGUGAGUAGUGACGGAUUGCGUCGUGUUUCUUUCUGGCGGAGUCGUGCUAUGCUCUGCUCAGUUCUCAGCAGGAGGCAAGAAAUCUGAGAAGAAAGAGUUGGGCCACAGGUCACCUGGAUACCAACAGAGAGGUGGACGAAGAGAAUUUAGAGGUCAUAGUACUAUUUUAUUCUCCGUAUGGCAAUGUAGUUGCCACACGGGCAUUGCAGAAUGGACAGCAUGGAACUUUCUGGCUUUAUAUUUAUGUGUAAUGGAAAAACAAAACCACAGUGCUACCAGUACCGUGUUUUUGGGCUUCCUGCUUUAAGAAAGCAAGUUGUAGAGAAAAUCAAGUGUGGCAUGAAACUUUUUUUGUUUGAUUUUGACAUGAAGCUUCUAUAUGGUAUAUAUGAAGCAACUUCUGAUGGAAAGUUGAACUUGGAAUAUGCUGCUUUUGGCGGAAAAUUUCCAGCACAGGUGAGAUUCAAUAUAUUUAAGGAUUGUUUGCCUCUGCCAGAAAGUAAGUUUAAACUUGCUAUCCAAGAGAAUUAUGAGAAGGGAAAAUUUAAAUAAGAACUCAAUGCCCAGCAAGUGAGGGAUCUAUUGUCUCUGUUUCAUCCCUUUACAGUGUCAGUGCCAUUACCUUUGCAUCCUAUGUUGCCCGAUAUGGCCACACCUCCAUUGUUCACUCCUGCCAAUCAAACCAGAGAAUGUCAGUUUCAGCCACAAGCAAGGAUACCCGUGGAGGUGGCUGGGAUGCAUGCAAGUCAGCAUGCCACAAUUCCUCCCAGCUCCGAGGGUCGAGAUAUGGCUGAGCCUGGGAUUUAUCAUGAGUAUAACCAUUCGGUAUCAGUGCCUCGACAUGUGGAACAGAUGGUCAUUCCCUCUCGUUACUCUUCAUAUGGAUUAAUGGUUAACACAAGCCAGACUGAAUCAGCUACCCAUGCACAAGCUCUACAACCUCCAAGUAACCCAAAUUAUACAAUGGAACUGCAAAAUCCACACUCGCUUGGAGAACUCGUUCAAUAUCUGCCUGACCUGUAUGGGGCUGAGACAAAUAUUCCUGAGCAAGAAGAUGCUGUUGGAUACUGGGAUCACCAGCGCCCGCCUGCAGCCCCACACACUUCACAGCCUGUACAAACAUAUUCCUCAAUACCAGAAGCACACACACUGGCCGCUCCUUACAAUCAGAACCUUGGCUUCAGUAAUGGUAGCUAUCAGUUUCCAUCACAAGGGGAGACAAAUAUUGUUCCUCAGCAAGAAAAUGCUAUUGGAUACUGGAGUCACCAGCAAAUGCCUGCUGCUCCACACACUUCUCAGCCUGUUCAAACACAUUCCUCGACACCUGAAACUCAUGGGCUGGUUGGGGGAAAUAUUCAUAUUCCGCCCAUUUAUCCUUACCAAGGUGGUCGGUCACAGGCAAGCAGCCAAUUGAGACCUAUUUUAUGCUUAAUUGUCAGCAGACAUGUCUGGUCUGCUCUUUUGCUUUUACUUUGCCGUGUCCGUUCAGUCAGUCAUCCAGUCAAACCAUUCUCCAACCGAGCUCGGGGGCUAAAGGGUAACUUCAUCGGACUUCACAAUCAAGAAGGGCCCACGAACUCCUUCGUCACUAAAACUCCGACGCGCUUUCUAAAUAAACGCGGUGUUGAUUUCUCGAAACGGAUAACAAAGACCGAGCGGGCCAUACUAAAAGCGACUGAGAACUUCUUCAUCAGGUCUGCUUGCUCCGCAGCCACUGCUUUUGGCGCUCGGAUGGGGAUUUGCUGCUCAGACGAGGCUGGCGGGAGGUCGGCCGUGGGCGGCACCGCUGCCGCGGUUCCAUCCGCUGCUUCUCCAAACGACGCUGUCAGCUGUUUCCUCAACUCUCGCGGCUACCAUGGUCUCUUCUCUGAGAUCGAGUUGUCAUUUUCUGCUACAAACUUGCGUGAUUUGGAUGUCUUUUCAAAGAGUGAUCCCAUGGUGGUUGUUUAUACGAAAGGAAAAGAUGGAGCACUUAGAGAAGUAUGCCGCACUGAAGUAGUUCUUAAUUCAUUGAACCCCAAGUGGAUUACAAAGUAUAUCAUCAUGUUUCAGUUUGAAAUUGUCCAAACUCUGUUGUUUCGUCUGUAUGACAUUGACACCCAGUUUCACAAUGUAGACCUGAAGAUGCUUAAGCUGGAUGAGCAGGAAUUCCUUGGUGAGGCAACCUGUACAUUGUCUGAGGUUGUGACAAAACCGAAUGGGUCAUUAACAUUAGAUCUUGUACGUAGAGAAGAAGCCUCUAUAUCAAGCCAUUCCCGAUGCUCUGGAAAGCUUACUGUGCAUGCUGAUGAAUGCAUUAGCUCUAAGACAACUACAGAGAUUAUAUUUAGGUGUACAGAGUUGGAAAACAAGGAUCUGUUCUCAAAAAGUGACCCCUUCUUGGUAAUAUCAAAAAUCAUGGAGGGUGGGGUCCCUAUUCCUGUUUGUAAGACAGAAGUCAUAAAGAAUGAUCUUAAGCCAACAUGGAAACCUGUGUUUCUGAAUAUUCAACAAGUUGGGAGCAAGGACAGUCCGUUAGUUAUAGAGUGCUUCAACUUCAAUAGCAAUGCCAGGCAUGAUUUAUUGGGAAAAGUUCAGAAAUCACUAAGAGAGUUGGAAAAGCUUCAUUCUAGUGGGCAAGGAGAAAAUUUAUUUGUAUCACCAUCCACCGGGCACAAUGACCACAACAAGGUAUUGAAGAGCCAGUUAUUCGUUGACAAGUUUUCUGAGAACAUACAGCACACUUUCUUGGAUUACUUGGCAGGAGGAUUUGAACUGAACUUUAUGGUGGCUGUCGAUUUCACAGCUUCAAAUGGAAAUCCCCGUCUCCCAGAUUCCUUGCAUUAUAUUGAUCCCUCCGGACGGCCAAAUGCAUACCAGCAAGCAAUAAUAGAAGUUGGAGAGGUUUUGCAAUUUUAUGAUUCAGACAAGCGCUUUCCUGCUUGGGGUUUUGGAGCACGUCCAAUUGAUGGUCCAGUUUCUCAUUGCUUUAACUUGAAUGGAAGUAGUAAUUAUUGUGAGGUUGAAGGAAUUCAAGGAAUUAUGAUGGCAUAUAAUAGUGCCCUCUUUAAUGUUUCUCUUGCGGGACCAACGCUGUUUGGACAUGUGAUUACCAAUGCAGCUCUAAUUGCCAGCCAGUCUCUUGCAAAUGGAGGGCGAAAAUACUUUGCUUUGCUAAUAAUCACGGACGGAGUGGUAACAGAUCUUCAAGAAACCAAAGAUGCAUUAGUUAAAGCAUCAGACCUACCGCUGUCAAUCCUCAUUGUAGGAGUUGGAGGAGCUGAUUUCAAAGAAAUGGAGGUUUUAGAUGCAGACAAGGGAGACAGACUUGAGAGUUCAAGCGGGAGAGUUGCUUCGCGUGAUAUGGUACAGUUUGUACCACUCCGAGAUGUACAAAGUGGAGAAAUUUCAGUUGUUCAAUCACUUUUAGCAGAACUACCAAGUCAAUUUUUAACCUACAUGCGAACCAGAAAUAUUCAGCCAAAACAUGACACUGUGUAGAAGUGUUCAUAUGUAACCGAAAUCUCAGUUGCUGGUUUCAUGCCAUUUAAUUUUACCUUCAUGGGGGGGUCAUGUUGAAAAAAUGCUUCAUGGUGGUUAGGUUAUCAACGAGGCCUCAGCGGAAAGGUAGAAUUAGCUGCAUGAUCCUUUUUUUCCUGAGAAUCACAGCUAGAAUGGCGUUUUGCUAUCUUUUACUCAGCUUUGUACUAACUCCUCAAGAAUCCAUUAAUGCCCGACCCAGUGGAACCAAUUAUGCAGAGGAUCUGAUCGGGGGACUAAUCGGUGUUACCAACCAGAAGGAUCAAUGGAGGUAAACACCUAAACUGCCAAGUUUGCGAAGUUACAACUAAAGAGAAAUGUGAGCUUAGGCAUAUAUCCGUUCAUGUUUUCGUCAUAUGCUCUCUCAUUACGGAGGAGUUUGGGCCCAUUGAAAUCAGGUUGAGACGAGAUUUCCGGGCCUUCCCUGCUCACCAGGUUUUUUUUAAAUGUAAUUUGUAGAUUUGCAGACAUGUGUUGUAUGCCACUUUCCUCUUUCUUGGACUGCGGGAAAAAAAACUGAGGAUGGGCCUUCCAUUUCUAGAAACUCUUUAUUUUCAUUUUGAUUUUUUUAUGAGAUUAUCUUUAAUUUCCCCAGUUGUGGCAAAGCUGGUUAA
This is a messenger RNA of Tripterygium wilfordii, 4216 nucleotides long. RefSeq names its product protein BONZAI 1-like. The record is from RefSeq and is a predicted model, not a curated record. Gene Ontology annotation, molecular function: calcium-dependent phospholipid binding. Gene Ontology annotation, cellular component: plasma membrane. The transcript has 24 exons. Lineage: Eukaryota; Viridiplantae; Streptophyta; Magnoliopsida; Celastrales; Celastraceae. Gene Ontology annotation, biological process: cellular response to calcium ion.